GCUGCGGCGCCGCGCCCGGGCCGCCACCGGCACCGGCACCGGCACGGCUGGGCUCCGAGCGCCGGACACGGCGCUGCCUCCGGCCCCGGGGCUCUGCCGGCCCUGCCCUGCCCUCCUGUCCCCCCCCCACCCCGGGCCAAUAAAAUGAUGCAGAGCUCUGCGCUCGCUGCCGAAGGGGCUGUCAAGGGGCUGCCGGAGAUCCUCGGCGUGCCGGUGCAACAAAUCCCCCAGUGCGCCGGCUGCAACCAGCACAUCCUGGACAAGUUCAUCCUGAAGGUGCUGGACCGGCACUGGCACAGCUCCUGCCUCAAGUGCGCCGACUGCCAGAUGCAGCUGGCCGACCGCUGCUUCGCCCGCGCCGGCAGCGUCUACUGCAAGGAAGACUUCUUCAAGCGUUUCGGGACCAAAUGCACGGCGUGCCAGCAGGGCAUCCCCCCCACGCAGGUGGUGCGGAAAGCCCAGGACUUCGUCUACCACCUGCACUGCUUCGCCUGCAUCAUCUGCAGCCGGCAGCUGGCCACGGGCGACGAGUUCUACCUGAUGGAGGACGGGAGGCUGGUGUGCAAGGAGGACUACGAGACCGCCAAGCAGAACGAUGACUCCGAGGCGGGGGCGAAGCGGCCCCGGACCACCAUCACGGCCAAGCAGCUGGAGACGCUGAAGAACGCCUACAAGAACUCCCCCAAGCCAGCCCGGCACGUGCGGGAGCAGCUCUCCUCCGAGACGGGGCUGGACAUGAGGGUGGUGCAGGUGUGGUUCCAGAACCGGCGGGCCAAGGAGAAGCGGCUGAAGAAGGACGCGGGGCGGCACCGCUGGGGGCAGUUCUACAAGAGCGUCAAGCGGAGCCGCGGGGGCAGCAAGCUGGAGAAGGAGAGCUCGGCCGAGGACUGCGGCGUCAGCGACAGCGAGCUCAGCUUCCGUGAAGACCAGAUCCUCUCCGAGCUCGGCCACACCAACAGGGUUUACGGCACCGUCGGGGACGUGGCAGGCGGACAGUUGAUGAACGGCAGCUUCUCCAUGGAUGGGACGGGACAGUCGUACCAGGACUUGCGGGACGGCAGCCCCUACGGGCUCCCCCAGUCGCCGUCGUCCAUCUCGUCCCUGCCGUCCCACCCGCCCUUGCUCAACGGGCUGGACUACGCCAUGGACAGCGGCCUGGGGCUGGUGGCACACGGGGCGCAGGGGGUGAGUCAGACGCUGCGCGCCAUGGCCGGGGGGGGGCCCACCUCCGACAUCUCCACGGGGAGCAGCGUCGGGUACCCAGACUUUCCCACCAGCCCGGCCUCCUGGCUGGACGACAUGGAUCACCCCCCCUUCUAAACGCUGCUCGCCCCCCGCCCCGGCCCCCCUCGCAAACCCGCUCCCACCCCCUCCGCCAGCAGCCCGCAAACGCAGCACCGCCGGAGGCACCCGCCGGGACGUGAGAUGUUGCCAGGAUCUCCCGUGGGAAUCGGACAUGGAGGGCUUUUUGGGGACGUGGGGGGGAAAUGGGGGCAUCCCCAGGGCAUCGGUGAUGUCCAGGGCUUGGUGGGGAUGGGGCCAGAUGCUUUUGGGUGUAAGCACAAGGGAGGUGAGGGUGGCACGGCGGGGAAGGGGGGCACCGGCCCCACUCCAGCCUCAUCCCUCCCCGUGUCGGCGGAGAGCCACGUGCUCGGGCAGGAUGGUGGCGGGAAGGGAGGACAAUCAGGGAAGGCAAAGUCUAUAUUGCAGAAGGGUUUAUUUUUGACCCCUCCCGGGGGUGAUGCCGCUGGCUCCCGGCUUGGGUGGCGGCAGCGGGGUGGGAGCGGAGCUGUCGCCCUGCGGCUGCGGGGCCAUGAUUUAUCCCCGGGCGCGCAGGAGCGCUCGCGGUGCAUCGCUGCGGGCUGUGCCUCACGAGCGUGGCACAGAGG
Molecule: messenger RNA, 1889 nt
Organism: Oxyura jamaicensis (ruddy duck)
Lineage: Eukaryota; Metazoa; Chordata; Aves; Anseriformes; Anatidae
Gene: LHX4
Product: LIM homeobox 4
Exons: 6
Coding region: 145-1320 (391 amino acids)
Biological process (GO): neuron differentiation; regulation of transcription by RNA polymerase II
Cellular component (GO): nucleus
Molecular function (GO): RNA polymerase II transcription regulatory region sequence-specific DNA binding; DNA-binding transcription factor activity, RNA polymerase II-specific
Source: RefSeq, a predicted model, not a curated record